This is a messenger RNA of Penicillium odoratum, 294 nucleotides long. Its product is annotated as SNARE domain- containing protein. NCBI's taxonomy places the organism in Eukaryota, Fungi, Ascomycota, Eurotiomycetes, Eurotiales, Aspergillaceae. Gene Ontology annotation, biological process: intra-Golgi vesicle-mediated transport. The record is from RefSeq and is a predicted model, not a curated record. The transcript has 3 exons. Bases 1 to 294 code for a protein of 97 amino acids.
AUGAGCGACGCCUACGAACGUGAGCAGCAAAACAAUGCACUCCUCAACUCCCUCUCGUCCAAGGUCUCCGCCCUCCGACACGUAACGAUUGACAUCCAUGACAAUGCCCGAGAUCAAGACACGAUCGAUAGCUCGAACGAUGUUUUCUCUUCCCUCUCAACAAACUUGAAGGGCAGCGCCUCCCGGCUGACAAGGAUGGCGAAACAAGGCGAUACGGUGGCGGUGCUUAAGAUCGCUGGCAUGGUGAUUGGGGCCGGCAUCCUUCUCUACAUAAUCUUGGGCUGGAUCUUUUAA